Cololabis saira (Pacific saury) is the source of this 1967-nucleotide messenger RNA. RefSeq lists its product as uncharacterized. The transcript has 9 exons. The coding region runs from base 158 to 1450 and encodes 430 amino acids. Lineage: Eukaryota; Metazoa; Chordata; Actinopteri; Beloniformes; Belonidae. Gene Ontology annotation, molecular function: flavin adenine dinucleotide binding; NADP binding; N,N-dimethylaniline monooxygenase activity. The record is from RefSeq and is a predicted model, not a curated record.
CGCUUCCAUUCUGUUCGAGCCGAACGGUGUUGUGACGGGGACUGUUCCCCAGCACAUCUGUGUCCCUGUAGCGGAAGCUUUGCCAGCACAACGCAUAACAACUGACUGUGAAUACGGACAGUCACCACCUCGUCCCUCUCUGGCCAGGACGGAGAGGAUGCUCCAGCGGGUGGCAGUGGUUGGUGCCGGGGCGGCCGGACUCUGCGUUGCCAGGCACAUCCUGUCACGUCCGAGCAGCUUCACCCCCCCGGUUGUGUUCGAGCUCACCGACAAUGUUGGCGGGACCUGGUGUUACGAUGAACGUGUCGGGACGUAUGACAACGGGCAACCGAUUCAUAGCAGCAUGUACAGAAACCUCAGGACCAACCUGCCCAAGGAAGUGAUGAUGUUCCCUGACUUCCCCUUCGACCCCCAGCUGAGCAGCUUCCUGCCCCAUCAGGAGGUUCAGAGGUACCUAGAGAGGUACUGCCAGUACCACAACAUCCAGCCUCACAUCCGGUUCAAGACCGUGGUUGAAAAUGUGACGCCUCCUGUCAUGACAAAAGUGGGUGAGGAGAAGAAGACAGCUUGGGAAGUGACGUCUCUGGACUCGUCGGGUUGCCUGAAAACCGAGAGCUUUGACGCUGUGUUCGUCUGCUCGGGGCACUACUCUGACCCCCACAUACCACACCUACCAGGAAUAGAGAACUUUAAAGGCCAGGUGCUCCACAGUCACUCGUACAGGUAUGCAGAGCCGUUCUGCGGUCAGUCGGUGGUGGUUCUGGGAGCCAAGGCUUCAGGACUGGAUAUUUCGAUUGAAUUGGCCAAAGCUGGUGCCCAGGUGACUCUGAGCCACAGGUACCCUCGCCUCACCUUUCCCCUUCCUCCAGGGAUUCAUCAGUCCAGCUCAGUGGUGGCGGUCGAGAAUGAUGGCAGCAUUCGCUUCCAGGAUGGUUCGGUGGGUGUGGCCGAUGUCCUGAUGUUCUGCACCGGCUACAACUUCAAAUAUCCGUUCCUGGACGCGGCUCAGCUGGGUUUGGAGAUCCAGGACCACCUGGUGUCUCCUUUGUACCGCUUCAUGUUGCCCCCAGCCUUCCCCUCGCUCUUCUUUAUCGGCAUCUGUAAGAUCAUCUGCCCAUUCCCCAACUUCAACUGCCAGGUCCUGUUUGCUCUGGCGGUGUUGGACGGCUCUGUCUCAUUACCGCCCCAAGAGCAGAUGGAAGAGGAGGUCUGGCAGGAGCUGCAGGAGAAGGAAGAGCGGGGAGUGGCACAGCACCACCUGCUGAAGAUGGACAAGGACCAGUGGGAGUACUGCAAGACGCUGGCCUGCUCUGCCGGAUUCCCGCCACUGCCUCCUGUCGUUCGCAGCCUGUACGAGGAGGUGUGGCGACAGCGACAGAUUCACCCUCAAAACUACCGCAGGCUGAACUACCGGCUGGUCAGCGACACCCGGUGGGAGCUGGUGGACUGAAAGGUUAGGGCAACAAAUCAGAAGACUUUUAAACAGCUUCUUUUUCAUUCCACAAACACUCAAAUACAUAACAGCAAAGGAGAGAUGCUGUUAAUAUGAGGUUGCAUUUGUCUCAUACAAAGACUAACUAUGAUAGAAUUAUAUUUUUACACGAAACUAGAUUAAAAACAGGAGACGCACACUUUUAAACGACUGUAUGUUGUUAUUUCUGGUUAUAAUGAAGUAAAAGUCUCUGAAAGGCUGAUUUGUUGUCCCUGGAGGAUGAAUCGUGAUGACUUCAGGGGCGCUUACUUUUCCUGUGAAGCGGCCAAUCACAAUCCCGCUCCCUUCAGAGGAAAGAUUAAGGUUUAACGUCUCUGCAGCGCCGCCUGGGGGACGUCAUGAGCAUAGCAGCUCCCUCUGUCACUUUUCAGCAGCUCUUCUUUUAUCCCAAAUGGGAAUAAACAGAGCGUUUUUGUAUUCAGUAGUAAGCUAUUUUUAAUUGUCAAUUUGAUUUGUUAUUUAAACUAAUUUUCCA